This is a messenger RNA of Ruditapes philippinarum (Manila clam), 2150 nucleotides long. RefSeq lists its product as uncharacterized. The transcript is spliced from 2 exons. The record is from RefSeq and is a predicted model, not a curated record. Lineage: Eukaryota; Metazoa; Mollusca; Bivalvia; Venerida; Veneridae. The coding region runs from base 34 to 957 and encodes 307 amino acids.
UCUACAUAACGCUUGGAGACCUAAACGUAAAAGAUGAGUUCGAAACCUCAUCUCAAACGUUCCAGUUUUAGUGACAGUAGCCUUAGCAAUGAUAUGAAGAUUUGGAGGAGAAAUAAAAUGGAGGACCGGAAGUUAGCAAUACAGAACGACAUGGUGGACAAACAUAAAGCUGUCAGGCGGAAGAGUUACCAUUACGCCCAGGCGUCCGUACAUAAAGACUUUGAUGAUAAGUUUUCAAAAAAGACACCGUCUGCUGAUGAAUACCUGGAAAAGUCUCAGGCAAAGUAUGCAACUUGGAAGGAGCGUGAACGAGAAAGGUUAGACCGUAAAUAUCGAAGCCUACAUAAGUCUUACAUGAACGAAUAUAACAAACUUGGAAUUAAAAAUUACACAUCUGAUCAUGGUAAACAGCAUUCAAAGCCAGGAACUCCUGCUAAUUCCGAAAGCGUUACAGAUGCUGUCUCCUUUGAAAACGACGAACAAAUGACCGAAGAAGAAGCACUAUUAGCAUUAGGAAAGCUAAAUUUAGAUAUAACUCGACGGAGAUUUUCAGACGUGACUGGACAUAGUAAACAUUCGUUAAGCAAACGACGCGGUUCGACCGGAUCUAUAAAUCUUGCAGAGUUCACAAAGUUACGGUCAUUACAUCUUGCCUUAACAGCUGUUGAAGAAGAUGAACAGAAAUCAGACGGAAGUGACGUAAACGACGAACCGGAAGCAAACGACAACGUGCAUGAAUUAAAUGAUAUAACAACAAGACGAAAAUCAGUAACGAUCAAAGAGGAACCAAUUGAAGAUAUUGAGGUUGAAGAUUUAAUUGUUAGGCCUAAAAGACGGGCAUCUAUUGCCACGAUCCCGAAACUUCCGGUCAAGGAGAGUCCUAUUCCGCAAGGAAAACGGUUUGACAGGAGACCUACUUUACCAAACAUUGCAAUUGCUUUCAAUUAUGGAAAUUAGAGCAAAGACAGAUUAAAAUCAUUUAUGAGUUGUCAAUAUUCUGUAUCUAUAUAUAUUGUAUUGUUAAGAAGUCUUAAACAAUACAAUGAAAUCAUUUUUUUUUUAUUUUGAAUAAAUGUGUGGGGAUGAUAUUCAAUUAGAAUUAUAAUGUCAUAACGGUGUAACACAUAAGUUCUAUCCUUACACAACAUUAAACUAACCUUUCAACUAUAAACUCUAAAGUAGUAAUUUAAAUUCGUGUAGCUACCUGUUUCUAGAGUCUAGAUUUAGCAGCCCAAAGAAUCAGUAGUCACAAGUAUCAGAAUGAUACGUAGACACAAUGACGAAAACGUGAAACAAUUAUUAGUCUCUUUGCCAUCGUAUUAUUUUUCGUCAUCGUACUUAAAGUCACAUUAUGCCUCAGAAACAAAGUGGCUGGAUUUUAACUUCUUUAGAUAACUUCUUUAUAAAUAAUAGUUUUAGAGAAUAUAAGAUUCUUGUUACCUGUCGAAGAAAGUAGCGAUAAAUAUGAAAUAACUUGUCACAAAAGUAGCAAAAUGUAAAUCAAGUAGUAUUUUUACUUUCAUACAAAAUACUAUAAGUGUAUAUACUUAUUGACAAAACGCAAGAGAUUCAGGUAAUUAGCCAAUGAGUAACUUUUUGGAUACUAUAAAAGUACACCAAAAAUUAAAAAAGCUUUUGAGAAAUAAAAAUAAAAGCAAUUCUUAGGCAUAAUUGACCUUUAAGUGGUUUCGAGUUUUCGUCUUAAAAAGUUUGUACUUUCGAGAUUUCGUCCUCAAGAAAUUUGCGUUUUCGUUUUUUUUUACUUCGUGUUCAUUCAUUAUAAUUAUUAUUAUUACUGGUCCCGCUGAACUUCAUUCUUCUCGUGCGAAUGAAGUAUAUACAUUUUGAGUACGUCUUUAUUACGGAGGAUAUCCAUCCAUAUGGAAAGUCCUUAAAGAAUAGGAAAGACUCAAACUGACAGUGAAUUUGUAUCAACAUUUUACUUUUUUCUAUGGAAGUAAACCGUAAUUGCCAUGAUCUUCUUAAAAAGAUCUUGAUGCGAUAAACGUUAAUUUCGUUUUCACUUUCAGCAAAAUUAUUGAUCUGGAUUUAUAUACAUUUGUACGUUUAUGAUAUCUUUUUGCAGUAAAUAAUUUUUCAAACAUUUUUAAAGGGACUCCAAGCUCCAAGUGCAGUCUCUCAGCCCGAAU